AGGGCUCGGAAGAUGGAGGACUACGGGCGAUUCUUGGUGCUGUUGGUCUCGGCGCUGCUGGUCGGCCUCGUGUCGGUCAUCUUCUCCCUCGUCUGGGUCUUCCACUACCGCGAAGGCCUGAGUUGGGACGGCGGCCCGCGGGAGUUCAACUGGCACCCCGUCCUCAUCAUCACGGGCUUCGUCUUCAUCACGGGCAUCGCUAUUAUUGUGUACAGGUUGCCCUGGACCUGGAAGUGCAGCAAACUCCUAAUGAAGCUCAUACAUGCUGGAUUACAUACCAUAGCUAUGAUUCUUGCAAUUGUUUCUGUGGCAGCCGUGUUUGAAUACCACAAUGCCAGCAACAUUCCUAACAUGUACAGUCUGCACAGCUGGAUUGGGCUGACUGCUGUAAUAUUUUAUUCUCUCCAGCUUUUCUUGGGUUUCGCUGUCUUUCUGCUCCCUUUUGCUCCAGUUCCUCUCCGAGCAGCUCUCAUGCCAAUACAUGUUUAUUCGGGUCUUACCACCUUUGCAACAGUGAUUGCAACAGCUCUCAUGGGAAUCACAGAAAAGCUUAUCUUUUCAUUGAAAAAUCCUGCAUAUAGUGCAUCCCCACCAGAGGCAACUUUUGUCAACUCUCUUGGUCUUUUGCUUGUCAUAUUUGGUGCACUUAUUUUGUGGAUGGCAACCAGGCCCUAUUGGAAGCGCGCCCCAGAAAACAAUGCUAAAGUUCUGCGGCCCAUUGGAGGGACUCCUAAAGGCAAAGAAGCAGAAUCCACAGUGACAAACGAUAGUAAUGCCCAUAAAUCUGAUCUGAGGAUCAGCAGUGAAGCAGCCAGAAAACAAAACCUCAAACUUGAUGAAGCAGGCCAACGAUCAACUAUGUAAAGAAAAUACACAGAAUAACAGUACUAUUAUACUGCCACCCCGCCCAGUUCCUUCCAAUUUAGUUACAUUGAUAUAUAAAUAGGUUGGGGUUUUAUUUUCAUAUGGCUUGCUCAAAGGUACUCAAGUUUUCUGCAUAUGAAUUUAAAUUCCAGUAAGUCCCAAACAUACUAUAUUGAUUCAUGCUCAGCCCUCAUUUAAAAAAUGAGAGCGUGAAUGACAUCACAAAAUGGGAAAAUCACAUAAUUGGAAAAUGUUUUCCAUAUCACUUCUUAAUUUAAUGGUUCUAUCUCUUAUAGUCAUGAAAAGUUAACAAGAUUGAGACUAAAUUUUGCUCUGAAUGAUUUUGCAGGUUAUGAAUCAGAGUCAUGAAGUGUAUCAGACAGCAGAAUUUAGUUGGUCACACAUAAUUUUUCUGGUAAUGUUCACUUUUUUAAAGACCUGUGUUCUGGGCUGAUUAACCCCCUCAGCAGCUGCUAAGAUCUAUGGGAUUUGAGGUCAUUCAGCACUUUGCAGAGUUGCACCAUAAAAAUGUUUAGUCUAAAAUUUUGAAUUCAAAAGAAGAAAUGAAAGUUUGCCUGAAAUCUUCGUUCCAUGUUAUGUUUCCUUUAAAAACUUCUAUUUUUUUUUUUUUAAAUCAGAAUGUAUCUGUUGACUUUUUAACCAACUCUACCAAAUAUAUUGUAUACAGACAACACCUGGCUUUGGAUUAUGUGCGAUCAUUACUGAAAUCUAAGGAAAUUGUAAGACAGCCAAAUGCAGAAUUUGUCUUAUUUGGAAAGCUAUAGAUACACACUUAGAAAAAUAUGUAUCACCUAAACCAAGUCUUCCUUUUAUCCCAGAAGGCAGCAUUUUACUAGCUUUAUUUGAUUGCACAGUUCUAUUGAUUUAUGGCACUAGACUAGAAAUUAGGAGGUUAGAAACCAGAGAAGACUGCUAGCCGUCUCACAGAAGAAAGGAGCUUAAAGUGAGAAAUGCUUCCUCCAGGAAACAGCUGAGCUUUGCUGAUUUGAUUAAAACGCUACCCAUUAACUGAAAGCCAAUUUUGGUAUCUCCACACUGGUGUCAAAAUCAUUAUCGUCACAGGCAUGAAGACAUACUUUAGUCUAUAAGCAAACUAUAUAAGCUCUAUGACUUUUUAAUUUGAAAUUAAAGUGUUAAAUAAUGCAGUUGGAGUCUCUCCUGGCACUUUACUUUCAUAGCUUUUUCUAGUAAUUGGACUAUUAAUGUAUUAUGCUUAUUCAUUAUUUUCACAGAUAUACUUAUUUUUUACUACUAUAGAAGAAGAAUUAUGGUAGAUUAUUUUGAUUGCACAUGUCCAAAAUGAUGAGCCUUUUUAUUAUCUCUUGUAAAACCUGCAGAACCCACUACAAGUCCAAAUUUACCACUGUUCGUGUUGCAAUAUAGACAGUUUCAGACAGCAUAUAAUUUCCUAUUUUUUUAAAGACUACAUAAAUUUUUAUCUACUUCAGCUUUUUAAAAUGUUUAAACACACUAAACUUUAGCAAAUAUGCAAUUUUUGGAGUUCAGUGUUGCAUUAGUACAAACAAUUUUGAUCAUGAGUUAUUUUGGAUCUUCUGUGACAAGAAGCACCUCAGUUCCUGUUAUUUGAUUUGGAAUACCAUUUAAUUAUUUGGUGAAUUCAGUAUAGAAAGCUAGCAUAUUAAACUAUUUGAAAAACUUUUCUGCUGUACCAUUUGGUACUCAAGGACUACAUCCCAGAGUUCUAUGUUUUCACUUACAUGAUGUGGGAUGACUGGCACCCACCUAGCAUUGAUCUAUUGUUUCAUUUGAGAAAAUACCUGCUUUUAAAUGCCUUAGUGUAGGAUUCAGGUAUGACAGAAGGAAUACUAUCCUGUUGCGUGAGCACUCCUCCAGUCCCCACUAUGUGCAGUGGAUCAGACAGCUUUUUCCCUGUUUUUCAAGUUCCACACAAUUAUCUGUCUUCCCUAAAACUGUUCUGCGCAGCUUCAGCAUAAAAUCCAAGUAGUACUGAUAGCAGCUUUCCGAGAGAAAAACAAGCACUUGUUUUACAUGACAUUAGUGCUCAACUGACACGACAUGAUUAUGUUAUGCAUCCUAUUACAAAUCUAUAUAUUGAACAUUAAGUAGGAAGAGGGAUUCACAGUAGCUUCUGGAGAACACUAAACUGUGCUGUCUUCUGAUCUCGUCAUGUUCUGCUGAACAAGUCUGCUUUUUUGGUGAAAUCAGUAAGCAUCUUACAGCUGGUGGAUGCAAGUUUAGUUUUUGUGAGAGAUGCUCUAUUAACACUUUUGAAGUAUAACAGGUGAAGUGAAUAAAGGAACUCAACUGUCCUAGUAAUGUACUAUGCUAACUUUCUAUACUGCACUCACACAGGCCAACAGCACUUUAAGUUGGUAUGUAUUGGCCUGUUACUGUGUCUCAUCCACCUGUGAAAAUGAGCUCAUUCAAUCUUUGCAUAGUAGUGAGUCAUCUAAUAAAAGCGUGUGUUCGUGUGGAAGGUAGUCACUUGUCUAAGGAUUGUUCUGGAAGAAACUCUAACUGUACAGUAUAUUGGAGAAAACCCCACAAAAUCUGUGAUUCUUUUGUUACAACACUGACUUGGAUGUAUUGAAAUCAACAGCUUUUAGGUGAAUGGACCUAUAUGCUGUUAAAGUUAAGCUAUAGUAACCAGUAUGCCUUCUGUUUUCCAUUUUAUUCCAUGUACUGUUCAAGGGUAAUGAUAUUUGAAAAAAAAUGGUGGCAUUUCUUUACUUCUCUAUUCUGAUGAUAUAAAACUAAUUGAAAAUCAAAGAUUAGCAACAUUUUGAAGGUAGUCUGCCAGACUAUAUUUUUGUUUCUCAACUUUGAGGUUAAACAUGAUAGUAGAAACUCAGUGGGAGCUGCAAGAUUCCAUUCUGGGAAAUGAUCAUAAUCAGUGAUACCGCAUGUGUACGAACUGUGGGCUUCUGGCUGCUUUGGUCUUUGGAAGGUCCCCGUGAGAUGCGGUAGCUGUGAGCUCCUAAACCUUGCUCAACCUUGGUGUGUGCAAUUUAAAACAGACUGAACAUGCUAUAGACUUUUGGCUUCUGUUCUAAACUGAUUAAAAAGGUCUUUAAGUAUUCUUGCAACAUAUGAGGUUAGUUCAAGUGCUAAAUAAAAAUACAUAGGACUUUGGAGAGUAAUUUUCUCUGGAAAAAAAACAUUCCUAAAGCUGCUUCUCAAAGUGGCCUUCCAUUAACUUUCCUUUCAUGCAACUUUUCUUACCUGUAUUUAUGUGUAAUAGUAGCAACACAGGAAAUAAAAAGGUGUAUUUUCAAAGAUAUAAAUGGAAGGUAGAACUCUAGCUUUUUUGUCAGGAUUUUUCUGCAUGUUUGGAAAUCUUCUACAUUGUUGUUUUUACAGGGACAUGACUGUAGAGCUUACAUUCCGAGUUUGGAUUCCUAUAAAAACAUAGGAAGUUACAAAACCUGACAUUAAAAGUGCUAUUUUUUUUAAGAUGCCUGAAAAAAAAAUUAUUUUUUAAAUGUAUUUACGUGCUGUCAUGCAGUACUGCCCACAGAAGCAGAACAGCGUUGUUUCCAACAUCAAUGAAACUGAGAAAUGAUGGUGCAAAUUAGAUUUUAAAAUUGAAUGUACAGUAAUCACAUGUAUACUUCUUACUACGUGUAACCAAGAAUAUUGCAUAUGAUAUUGUAAAUAUGGAUUACUUGUUUACAUGGAUAUUUUAUUGAGACACUAAAAGAUAUUGCCAAAUGUUUUCUAUUUCAGAAGAUUUUCUUUUGCUUCUAUUUCAGAAAAGUCCUUCCUCUGUUUCUAACUGUUCACAAGAACUUAAAGAAUGAUUUUGUUGUUUUGUUAUUCGCGGUACUUAUUUGUAGAUGAAAGCAAAUGCUUAAUUAUAAUGCCUAUUUUCCUUAUUCUUUUUUGUCUGUUAAUUAAAAUGAUUUUUCAAGCUUA
Gymnogyps californianus (California condor) is the source of this 4782-nucleotide messenger RNA. RefSeq names its product plasma membrane ascorbate-dependent reductase CYBRD1. Lineage: Eukaryota; Metazoa; Chordata; Aves; Accipitriformes; Cathartidae. Gene Ontology annotation, cellular component: lysosomal membrane. The record is from RefSeq and is a predicted model, not a curated record. The transcript has 4 exons. Bases 13 to 864 code for a protein of 283 amino acids. Gene Ontology annotation, molecular function: oxidoreductase activity.